Messenger RNA from Notothenia coriiceps (black rockcod), 861 nucleotides. Its product is annotated as breast cancer metastasis-suppressor 1-like protein-A. The transcript is spliced from 5 exons. The record is from RefSeq and is a predicted model, not a curated record. The annotation marks the transcript as partial. NCBI's taxonomy places the organism in Eukaryota, Metazoa, Chordata, Actinopteri, Perciformes, Nototheniidae.
GACCAAGGAGUCGAGGAGAGGAAAUCUUUGAAAAGAGACCCGGCCAUAGUCUUACACACUCUUGUUUCCUUGCUCACUCUCCUGUGUUUCACUCUCUCUUCAUCAGGCAUCUACAGAGAGCUGUGUCUGGAGUCUGUGAAAAACAAGUAUGAGUGUGAGAUCCAGGCAGCGUGCCAGCACUGGGAGAGUGAGAAGCUGCUGCUGUUGGACACCGUCCAGAGUGAACUGGAGGAGAAAAUCCGCAGACUGGAGGAAGACAGACACAGCAUAGACAUCACAUCAGAGUUGUGGAAUGACGAGCUGUCGGGAAGGAAGAAGAAGAGAGACGCUCUGAGUCCAGACAAGAAGAGGAGGAGACCUUCAGUGGUGUCUGGCCCAUAUAUAGUUUACAUGCUCCCUGACCUGGACAUCCUGGAGGACUGGACCGCCAUCAGAAAGGCCGUGGCCACGCUGGGGCCGCACAGAGGGAAGUCCGACUCCGACAGCCCCGUGUUCCCAUUCAGACAAGACAGAAACAGGCCCAUUCUCAACUGCUGAGGAGCACACACACUUUACAAAGCACACCAAACACACAGGAAUGCAAACACAUAGACAAUACACCAGAUAUAAGAUACAGUAAUGUAUCCAUUGUAACAGUCGAUUGGCUUUACUGCUGUUGGCGGGGUAGCAGCAACAUAUAUUCUAGCCACCUGGACGCCACAUUUAGACUUUUUUCACCGUUUGUCAACUCUUUCCGGAACUGAAGACGUUUUGCUUGCUGAUCAAAGCCACAGGGACAAAAAAGCUAAUUUUACUGCGGGGUUUCCUCAGAUAUUAUUCCCAAGAAUAACAAAAACAAGCAAAUGGUUGGAGACAACAUUA